This is a messenger RNA of Chenopodium quinoa (quinoa), 1017 nucleotides long. RefSeq lists its product as uncharacterized. The transcript is spliced from 3 exons. The record is from RefSeq and is a predicted model, not a curated record. Bases 212 to 685 code for a protein of 157 amino acids. Lineage: Eukaryota; Viridiplantae; Streptophyta; Magnoliopsida; Caryophyllales; Amaranthaceae.
GUUAGGAUUCUCGAGCCGGGCUGAUGCAGCAGGUAUCACUGGAUGUCUGACGUUGUUACAGACCUGGAUAUACGAGUAUUUUCCUGCGUUUCGACCACACCGCGACCCGGUUCCCAUUGGUGAUGGCCAGCCACGUGCCUGUGCGUGGAGUCCGCGUGUCGAGAAGAAGUCCGUUGACCGCCUGCGCUCCAUACGGUUAUCGCUUGACAGGAUGUCCCCCUUAGAGGUGAACUGGAUGCCUUUCGGCCAGAACCCUAGUAAUAGGGUACCUAGGACCCUCUACACUGGACUGAUUCAGUAUCGCGAGAUCGUAGAGGCGUACAUGCCGCAGCGCUGUCUUCGCCAGCUUGGAUUUGUCCAAGUUGUCCCACCUCCACCGGCAUGGCCCAGUAAGGCGGUACGAUCUGCGUCGUCGAAGGAGUACGUCGUCCAAUGGCCGUCAAACAUGAUAGCCAUGUGGGAGCAGUUUCCGAUGGUUGCCCGCCUAUGGACGGCGGAGCUGCAGCGGCCGCCAAGUGGGGUGACUGCCAUGUGUGACCAGCACUACAUGGAAUGGUACAUCCGGCACUCGCACCCGAGGUUGAUCAAAGACAUCGACGACGCAGAUGAUGACGAUGUGCCACCUGCCACUGCCUCUUAUGCGUGGAUGGGCAAGAUUAUGCAGUUGGGACACCGACUUUUUUGAGGAAAGGGACUGCAUGACGAGUGCAUCAGGCAGAGCUGUUAUUGACGAUCUGGAACGGACCCUUGAGCAGUGGCAGUGGGCGUCACAGAGGGAUUACUGAUAUUUGAAAUUAGACAUUAUCUUUUUAGUUUGUAAUAUUUGAAAUUAUUGUUCUUAGUUUUUAAAAUUCAAUAUUAUCUUUUUAGUUUGUAAUAUUUGAAAUUAUUGUUGUUAGUUUUUAAAAUGAAACAUUAUCUUUUAAAAAUGAACACAUAGAAAUGACAUAGUAUUGACAAUACAAGGCCUCAUAGUAAAAGGUAGGUGUACAUCAACAAAAACUACAUGGCAAUUAA